UUGGUCGAGCACGAAUUUCUGAAUAACCGCAAUGCUUUAAUUCAUUAAUUAACAUAUUACUUGUUAUAAAUACCCUUGUGGCCGCAAGCUAUGUCAUUUCUUCUCUCUCUCUCUAUUUGACAUUCACAUGGCUAAGAAAUUUCCAAAGAUGGAGCCUUUGAAUAUUCAAUUAUCUGAGUUUUCUAAAGAGAGUUUUGUGAGAAAGCUUCAUGCACAUUCUUUUCUUCCAACAUACAACCUACCCCACGCUCCAUCACCUGCGAUACCGGGGGUAGAUUUGUCUUUUCAGGAAAACCCUUACUUCCCCGCCGCGGAAGCUGAUCAAAACCGGCAGACAUGGCUGAAGAUGAAGACGCAGCCGAUGAAGAGAGCGGCGGGGUCGGGGAAGCUGUUCAGGGGGGUGAGGCAGCGGCACUGGGGGAAGUGGGUGGCGGAGAUACGGCUGCCUCGUAACCGGACGAGGGUGUGGCUGGGGACGUUCGACACGGCGGAGGAGGCGGCGUUCGCGUACGACACGGCCGCGUACCUGCUGAGGGGGGACUACGCUCACCUCAACUUCCCUCACAUGAAGCACAAGAUCAGGGCGAACUCGCUGUGCAGCAGCACGGUGGCGCUGCUGGAGGCGAAGCUGAAGGCGGUGGCGCAGGCGAAGAAGGAGGCGGGAGGGUCGUCAUCUUCGUCGGAGGAGGUGAUUGAGAAAGGGGGAGAGGAGGUGGCUGAGAUGAAGAAAAGCAGCAGCAGCAGCAGCGUCGUCGAAGCGAUUGGGAUUGGGAGUGGGAGUGGAGAAGGUGAUGCGGUUCAUCAAUUGAGCAGAGUGCCUUCUUUGGAUAUGGAUAUGAUUUGGGAUGCUUUGUUAGUCUCAGAUUUAUGAGAUUAGUAAAAACUUUUUAAUUUUUUGUGUUUUUUUGGGGAUGUAUAAGGGAUUCUCUAUGCAAUAUUAUUGAUUUCUUGAUGAUGUAGAGUAAUACUCCUUUUCUUUUUUAAUGUUUUUUUUUCAUGUUUAUUUGCAUUAAUAUAA
Salvia splendens (bonfire salvia) is the source of this 1018-nucleotide messenger RNA. RefSeq names its product ethylene-responsive transcription factor ERF062. NCBI's taxonomy places the organism in Eukaryota, Viridiplantae, Streptophyta, Magnoliopsida, Lamiales, Lamiaceae. Gene Ontology annotation, molecular function: DNA-binding transcription factor activity; DNA binding. Bases 128 to 871 code for a protein of 247 amino acids. The record is from RefSeq and is a predicted model, not a curated record. The transcript has a single exon. Gene Ontology annotation, biological process: regulation of DNA-templated transcription.